UGUCAGCUGUGGAGAGGGAAGGUGUGUUUAGUUGGAGUGGGGUUUCGGGAGCGCUGCAUCGUCUCACUCUCACGGGCGCGUUGCCUCGCCUUUUGUUUGAUCCAACUCGUGUAUUUAACCCUGUUUCCUCUCAUUUUCCGCGGAUACUCGUUUGAAGGAAAAAACCGUUUAUGGUCCUGGCUGAAGAUUUCACGAUGUCUCGCACCGACGAGGUUCACCGCUUGACGGAAAAUGUCUAUAAGACCAUCAUGGAGCAGUUCAACCCCUGCUUACGGAACUUCGUUGCCAUGGGGAAGAACUAUGAGAAGGCCCUUGCCAAUGUGACAUUUGCUGCCAAAGGCUACUUUGAUGCGCUGGUUAGAAUGGGUGAACUGGCCAGUGAGAGUCAAGGAUCCAAAGAUUUGGAAGAGGCAGCCUGGGAUGUGCUGUUCCAGAUGGCCGAGGUCCACAGACAGAUCCAAGUGCAGCUAGAGGAGAUGUUGAAAUCCUUCCACAACGAGCUGCUCUCGGAGCUGGAGAAGAAGGUGGAUCUGGAUGCUCGUUAUCUGACUGCUGCCCUGAAGAAAUACCAGAUGGAACACAAGAGCAAAGGGGAGAGUCUGGAGAAGUGCCAGGCUGAACUGAAGAAGCUGCGCAGGAAGAGCCAGGGCAGCAAGAACCCCUCCAAGUAUGGGGAGAAGGAAAUGCAGUUUGUGGAGACCAUCAGCAGUAAGCAGACUGAGCUGGACACUUUUAUUGCAGAGGGUUACAAGACCGCCUUGUCUGAAGAGCGUCGCAGGUACUGCUUCCUGGUGGACCGCCAAUGUGCCGUGGCCAAGAACAGCAGCGCCUAUCACGGCAAGGGUAAAGACCUUCUGACCCAGAAGAUCCCAGUGUGGCAACAGGCUUGCUCAGACCCUAACAAGCUGCCAGAGAGGGCCAUGCUCCUGGCCCAGCAGAUGGGCUCUGCCGCCCUCGGGGGCACGAGCCCCCUGCAUACCUCCAAAUCCAACUUGGUCAUCUCAGACCCUAUCCCCGGGGCCCAGCCUCUUCCUGUGCCCCCAGAGUUGGCUGUUUUCAUGGGCAGUGGCAUGGGACACCCAGCAAGGCUGAUGGGCCCCGAUGGUAUGUCCAUGGUAAAUGGGACAACAGGAGUCCACGGGGAGGAAUACUGGACGGAUGGAGGGACUUUAUCCGUGUCCCAAGUCAGGCCUUCAUCCCCUCAGACCCAGGCGCAGGGCCAGUCCCAGGCUCAGCCCCAGAGACAGGUCAGCGAUGUCUACUCCAACACCCUCCCUGUCCGCAGGCCUGCCCCCGCCAAGAAUAAGAACCCCGUGGGAGAGACACGAACCCUGCCCAGGUCCAGUUCCAUGGCGGCAGGCCUCGAAAAGAACGGGCGCUCCCGUGUCCAGGCCAUCUUCUCCCAUGCUGCGGGCGACAACAGCACCCUGCUCAGCUUCUCCGAGGGAGAUGUAAUCACCCUGCUAGUGCCCGAGGCCCGCGACGGCUGGCACUAUGGGGAGAAUGAGAAGAACAAGAUGCGUGGCUGGUUCCCGUUCUCCUACACACGUGUGCUGCCUGAAAGCGACAGCGACAAGCUCAAAGUGAACCUGCAUCAUGGGAAAAGUAGCAGCACAGGGAACUUGUUGGAGAGUGAUGCAUCACUGCCCACACCUGACUAUGGCCUGACUGCCCGACUGCUGGCACAGAGCCUAGCACAGACCCGCCCACGUCCCUACAGCAUGGCAGGCUUUGGCACACAGCCUGCUAUUGAGGAUUAUGACGGCCGCUUUGCCACAAGUUUGGGUCCAGAAUUGUCCCGGUUCUGAGGGAACAGGACCUCCGUAAGUCACCAGCCUCCAUUGCCCUUUCAGCCAAUCACUUCUUUUUUUUUACCCUCUCUCUAUUACUGCCUGGUUCUCUCUCUCUCUCUCUCUCUCUCUCUCUCUCUCUCUCUCUCUCUCUCUCUCUGCUGUCAUUGGCUGUCUGGCUGCAGUAGGAAGCUGGGAAUCACUGGUCUUUUCUGUCCUCUGGCCCUCGUGGACGUGGCAGCGUUUGGUUCUGUCAGUCCAGAAGGCUUUGGGUUGUAAAAGAAUUCCUUUUUUUUUUUUUUUUUAAUGUGUGUAUGACAGUAUGAAACAGAGAAGACUAACCCUGCACGCAUGCCUAAUGCAAGCUGUUUUUGUUCCUUUUGUUUCCACCAUGUUUUCCUUGAGUUUUCUCAUUACAUGCUUGCUACAACUCACAGUAGAUACUCACUGUAAGAAAAAAAAAAGCUACGGGAAGGCAGAUUUCUUUGGGUGUGGUUACAUAGCUGACCAUGUAGCUCUCUCUAAGCUGUGUCAUGUGUUCAACCUAACUGUCACUGUUCCUUGUCUCACCCUUCCUCUCCCCACAGUGACCGUACCCUGGAGGUCUACCUCCGGCCCACCUUCACUGAUGACCGAUCUGCACCCAUCUUCUACUAGCGGCCUGCUGCCCCCCCUCCUUUUGUCCACUAAUGGGCCCUUUUUUUUAAAGGGGAUAGAGAGUGUUUGAGUUGUGUGAUGUUAUCACAGGAGGGGCCCUGUAGUGUGUUACACUGCUAAUUUAGGUUCUUUGCCAUGGAAAUUCACCCGCAGAAUUUCCAGUUAAUCCUUGUGAUUUUUUUUUUUUUUUUUUAAUCUCAAACGCUUCCACAAACAUUGAAUGUCUCAGCCUGAACAUUCAAUCGCAUGUGUGAGAGUAGAUUUUAUUAGUUAUUUAGAAUCGCUCCAGUUGUGGAUAAGGUAUGGCUAAUAGGUUUUUACUAGUAAUGCAGUCACAUUAUUAUUUAUCUGCACUUCUACUAUGGGAUGUUUUUUUGUUCCUCAACACUAUACACUGUAAAUUUCAUUUGAGGAUUAUUUGCAUUAACGAGCAGUGGAGGCACACUCUGCAUUAGUUCUUUAAACGAGGCUUGAGGGGGAUUAAGAUUGUCUAACAGUUUUCAGUGCAUCACUGUAAUACGCACAUUGAAGUGUUGAUCAGAUAUCAGAUAGCUAGAACCGGACAGCUGGUGAGUAAAGUACGAUUCUGCUUAAAGUAUGAUUCUGCUUUUUGUUAAGUGAUACAGUAUAGCACUAUAUAUUUGCUAGUUGUGAUACAGUAUGCCCAUAUUUUCAAUGUGGGAACUGUGCCUUCUACUUUUUUUUUAACCAUAUGCUUCAUGCGGCAUUGACCCAAUCAUUCUGUAAACUGGUUUGAGGGCAUAAGCAUCACAGUUCAACUUGUGUUUUUUAUACUCCUGAAAACAUAAGUGGGAUUAUUUCCCUUUUUGUUUUGUUUGCUUGUAGUGUCAGAAUUUUUUUUUGUUGUGUUGAUUUUUUUUUUUUUUUUUUUUUGCUUUGCGAGCUCCAGUACAGUGCAUUCAUCCAAACUGGUACAAGAAUAUUUUCGCUAUUCUUUCCUUCUCUUUAAAUUUCAGUAAUAUCUAAGCUGCCAGAUAGCCAAGAGAUGAAAUACAGUGCAUACAUAAAGGGUCUUUUUAAAAUAUAUAUAUAUCUUUAGCUUUGAGGGAGUGGUAGCUUAUCAGAUAAUGUACAGUAUUAUCAUAGCUUUUGAUCAUUCUCAGUAUUAUACACUCAUCGGGGAGAAGAGCUUAGAGCGGAGGCGUUUAUCUAUGGUAUGAUGUGUGGGAAUUGAAGUGGAAGUGCAUGUGAUGAAAAGGCAAUAACGUGUACGGUUGUGUGAAUGAGCUAAAAUGCCUCUUCUACUGCGAGAAAUCAUCGUGAUAAGUCAAUUUUUCCAUGGAUGAGUCCUUUACACUGAGUAACAUGAUCAGGCUUUUAUUACACAGCUCAUUUGGGCAGCGAGUUUCAAAUGCUUUUUUUUUUUUUUUUUUACUUUUAUAUAGCUUUCAUUGUGUCCAUUUCUCACUCUUGUCCCUGUUUGUAUUAUAUCUGUACUGUACAGAAAGUGCAUAUAAAUUAUCUUGUCCAAUAAAUCUAAAUGGGCAGAAACGUCA
Epinephelus lanceolatus (giant grouper) is the source of this 3964-nucleotide messenger RNA. NCBI's taxonomy places the organism in Eukaryota, Metazoa, Chordata, Actinopteri, Perciformes, Serranidae. The record is from RefSeq and is a predicted model, not a curated record.